Xenopus tropicalis (tropical clawed frog) is the source of this 3372-nucleotide messenger RNA. RefSeq names its product gap junction protein beta 4 (gene gjb4). The transcript is spliced from 2 exons. The record is from RefSeq and is a predicted model, not a curated record. NCBI's taxonomy places the organism in Eukaryota, Metazoa, Chordata, Amphibia, Anura, Pipidae. Gene Ontology annotation, cellular component: connexin complex; gap junction; plasma membrane. Bases 1819 to 2622 code for a protein of 267 amino acids. Gene Ontology annotation, biological process: transmembrane transport; cell communication.
UCCUCCGAGCUAGGGAUUGGGCGGCUGGAGGAUAACACGGCUCAGGAUGGUUAUGGAAGGGCAGGCUGGCAAGGGGCUCGGGGUCAGUAAUUUUGGUUAUGUUUGGUAAUGUUUUGCACUUAUUAUAUCAAUGUACUGUUUAUGUUUAUACAUGUUACCAAAUUUUGUAUCGUAUGUUAUACAUUUUGCACUGUUGUAUUUUCAAUAAAGCUGUGGCCAUUAUCAUUCCAACAAUGAUAUCGUCACGCAGUUUUUAUUGGUAAGUGAGGUGAGCGAGUGUAGGUUGAUGCGUGGGUCAUGCACUUUCAGUAAAGUGUGUCUUUUUACACCAUAUUGAAAUGAAUUCACCAUUAAAACAUGCAUAACUGCGCAUUUAUAAUUUUGCACAUUUUGUUACAAAUAAAACUUGUGUAAAAAAUGUGGUUUGGGUUUUUCUUUUUCAGUACAAGUAAAGUACAGUACAGUACAAUUCUGCCUUUAGGGGAAUUUUUCACAUACCUCUGUAUUCUGACAACUGUUUUGUUGGCUUUAAUUUUACCUUUUCUUGUACAGUAAUGAGGAAAAUUAGCAAGCGAUUACUGUACAGGGCUGCGUAUAUAAGUAGCACUUUAUAAAUAAAGAUAUAUAUAUACACUUAUACACAGUAAUGUUGGUAAUGCUUUAUGGCAGAGCUUUAUGGCAGAGCAGUCAGUGAAUGUACUGUUAUGCAUUUUACUGUUUGGAUUAAUACUGCAGCAAAAUUGGAACUGAAAGGGGAUGUAAACAUUAACAUUCAGGAGAACUGUAGCUCCACCGUGGACCUCAGCUCUCAGCAUUCUCCAGGAUUUUAUCAGAGAUUAAAACAUUACAGCAGCUGCAGCCCAACAACCAUACAGUACAUAUGGAUUUUCAAACCAACAACAAUAGUGAUGGAUUCUGCAAAUAACACUGUAUUUCACACCUCUUUUUAGAAGUCCCACAGGGCCUGUGGCUCAGUUUAUAUAGGAGAAUCCUCCAGUGAUAACCCUACCCACUGCUUUCACACUUGAGUCUCUCUUCUUGGUUAUAUAUUAUAAGCAUUAAACCAUUAUUUUCUAGAUCUCAGUACCUAAAAAGCACUCUUUAUUGGUUACAGUUUAAUAUUGGCAAGGAAAACUGCAAGGUAUAUUAAUAGAUAGCAGCAAGACUGAUGUAGAGCAGCACUGGGAGGACACCCCCCUGGGGUGAGUGGGCCUGGGUCAGUAGGGACCAUGGAGGCCAGGGCCUGUUUCCCGGUGAUCCACCAGCGCAGUCCGACCCUGGCUGCCCUAGGCAGUGAAUUAUUCCCUUAUUAUCUAUAAUUAACUUUUGGCAGGCUUAGCUUAGAGAUCUAAUCAGUUUAUGUUCCAUUUAAUAUUUUCCGUUUGACUAAUAGAUAAGUACAAUAUGCAUUGGGUUACUUUAGCCAGACACCGUACACCAAGGUAGCAAAAGAAUACCCUAAACUUGCUAUAUGAUAUCUGGCUGUUUAUCUUUAUUAGCUUUUGAUGUUUGCACAGUAUACAUAAAGGGGCCAUUAAUACAUAAAUGUUUAGCACUACAUUAUUUUGUGUCACAUAAAAAAUGUUUUCCGUAACAAUGGUAUUAUUUUCAAAGGAAGAUACCGGCAUCUUCCUUUCUCUUCCACUUUUAAAUAUGGGACACACCCAGAUAUGAUAUUUGAGUCAGUAUGAGACCUGAGAAGCAAGAGGAAUGCCUGAAUUGCAGAGCUAUGAGCUGUGAUCGUGGAGAAGUCGUAAAUCUAAACCCAGGUCUUCCAGUAACUGACCAUCAGAUUGGUUUGUCUGGAGAAGAGCAGCCAUGAACUGGGGUGUGUAUGAAGCACUUAUUACAGGUGUAAAUAAGUACUCUACAGAGUUUGGACGUCUUUGGCUUUCUAUUGUCUUUAUUUUUCGGUUUCUGGUGUACGCACUCACAGCAGGUCGGGUUUGGGGCGAUGACCAGAAAGAAUUUGUCUGUAACACCCGUCAGCCAGGAUGUACCAAUGUUUGCUUCGACUACUACUUCCCUGUAUCCCAUGUCCGCCUCUGGGCUCUUCAGUUGAUUUUUGUAACAUGUCCAUCCCUCAUAGUUGUUAUGCAUGUGGCUUACAGGGAGAACCGAGAACAAAAGAGAAGGGAAAAAUUAGGAAAGGACUGUGAAAAAAUUUACAUGGAUACUACAAAGAAGAGAGGAGGACUGUGGUGGACCUACCUCAUCAGUCUUUUUUUCAAGGCCGCAGUGGACUCAGUAUUUAUCUACGUUUUUUAUCGGCUCUAUGAAAAUUUCUUUCUGUCUCGUUUAGUGAAAUGCUCUCUUAAUCCUUGCCCUAACAUUGUGGAUUGCUAUAUAUCUAGGCCUUCAGAGAAAAACAUCUUCACUCUCUUCAUGAUCAUCACCUCUGCUGUUUGCAUUCUCUUGAACCUAGUUGAGGCUACCUAUCUGAUUGGCAAGAAGUGCAAGGAAACAAUACAUAAAGGGAAUAAUAUGACUCUUCAAGAGAGAAUUGUGAAAAGUGGCCAUAAAGACCAAGAAAACAAAACUUGCAAAGAGCAAAUUAAGGUUGGAAUACAUUGUAAGACCUCAAAUAUCACUAAAAUAAAAGUAGACAAUAUUUCAAAGUAAUGCACUUUUGUAGUUAGGUGGUUAUACAAAGAAAAUAAAAAUUCUACAAUGCACACAGGGCAUUUUACUAGAUAAUCCCAAUACAUUUUAAAUCAUUAUAUUAUUUAUAAAUGUAUCUCCAUCUGUGUUUUAUAAAUAACAUGCAUAAAUAUAUUGUCCAGAGUAAAUUAAUUUAGCAAUAUAUUUAGUUGCAUAGCGCAUCCUUGUACAAUACGAUGCACAUAUUUCAGGCUUGGAUGGGGUGCUCAGCUCCUUUGGUCUGUGGAUUCUGGCAAAUGCUAGAGGGGCUGCUCUAAAAUGCCAUAAACAGUCCCUAUUUAUUGGGGUUGUGGGGGGAAUCCCAGUCCGGACCUGGCUGCAUAUCUGCUGUAUAGACUACUUAUACAUUCUGACUAACUGCAAGUGUGAUGUUUUUAGGAUGUAUAAAGGCUUGUAUUGCAUCAUAACAGGAGAAACUGCAGCUAUGAGGAUUUGUGAAAUAUAACUUUUGUUGUUGGCAUAAUGUAUUGUAAUGCAAACUUACAUUGGCUAUGUUGUAUGGGUAGUUUUAAAUAUAAACUCAUAUUAUUCAUUAUAUCUCCUGAGUACUCACCACGAGUUAUAGAAAAAAGCAAGAACCACCAACAGUGGGAGUUAUUAUCAAACACUAUUAUCAAAAUAACUUUGCUAGAGAAUUGUACACUUACAAGUUUUCUAUAUUUCUGUCAUUACAAAAAUGUAUAUUUUUUUAAUAAAAAUAGCUGAAACUAC